AUGACAAGGACCGCGUCCAAAGAGGGUCACGUGGCUGGAGUCAGCGAUGUCCGAGUGCUUGAAGCCCGCAGCGAUGUCCUCCGAGUGUCUUGGGUCGGUGUUCGCGGAGCUACAUCUUACCGUAUCAGCUGGAAACGCAGUGAUGGGGGACCUGAGAUCAGCAGGGUUGUACCUGAAGAUGUAACUACCUUUGAUAUCAUGGAACUGCAAGGCGGAGUUAAUUACCUCGUUAAAGUUGUUGCAUUGAUCAAAAAUCGUGAAGGACCGCCCGUUACCAUCACUGCGACUACUCCUGCUGUUGAACGUCUGCUGGGAACAGUUGGGAAUCUCCGGAUCAUCAGCUCAACCACAAAGCGGAUUCAGAUAGCUUGGAAUGGUGUGCCGGGAAGCUCCGGAUAUAGAAUCUACUGGAGGCUGGCAGACGGUGGCCCAGAGACCAGUCGAUUGGUUACAGCAACCAUCACCACAUUUGAUAUCCUGAAUCUGCAGCCAGGGAUGAGUUACAUCAUCAGGCUCUCGUCCCUUUUUGGCGACCGUGAAGGGACCCCUGUAACAAUCACUGGUGCCACAGCCCAGGCUGAGAAAGUGCAGGGAUUCCGAGUGAUAGAUGUCGGUACAAGCAGGAUGACACUGGGCUGGUAUCGUGUCCCUGGAGCUACAAGCUACAUCCUGUCUUGGAGACUUGCUACCGCUCAAAAAGAACAGCAGUCAGUCACUGUAACAGAAACGACUGCUUCUUACCACAUCACCGACUUACAGCUUGGUAGAGAGUAUAUCUUCACAAUCCGACCAGUGUUUGGAACAGAGUUUGGGCCUGAGACCUCCAUUACCGAAAAGCCUGUGUGUAGCAGAGCACGAGCUGACAUCGUGUUCCUGGUCGAUGGGUCCUGGAGUAUCGGACAGAACAACUUUCAGAAAGUGAAGCAGUUCCUGUACAACGUGGUCUCUCAUCUACCUCGCAUUGGGACUGAUGCGACUCAGGUGUCUGUGGUUCAAUACAGUGAUGAGCCGAAGAUUGAAAUCCCACUUGGUAAACUUGGCACCCACCAGGAGCUGCUCCAAGCCAUUAGAGAACUUCUGUAUCAAGGUGGUGGCACUAAAACAGGCCAAGCGAUCAAUUUUGUCCUGGAUUAUGUAUUUCUGGCCACUGGGAGGCGCCCGCAAGUCCCUGCCUUGCUGGUACUGUUGACAGACGGACUGUCCGAAGACAGGGUUACAGAGGCUGUCAGGAAGGCAGAGGCUGCAGGCAUCCAUCUAUUCGCUGUGGGCGUUGGUGAUGCGGAUAUUAAUGAACUGCAGAGUAUCGUUACCAACAGAGACCCCAAGAACAUUUUCUACGCAGAGAACUUUGACUCACUGGCCCAGUUUGAAGGGGCCCUCGCUGGUGUAAUCUGCAUAGCGGCCAGCAAACCAGAUACAUCCACAGCAGGCCACUGUACUACCCAGUGUCCUAAGGGUGAGAAAGGGGAACCAGGAAGGAAUGGUCAGCCCGGUUUGCCGGGACCUCAAGGUCCUCCUGGUCCACCCGGGCACCCAGGUACCAUAGAUGGAGCCCGUCCAAGUCAGAAGGGUGAGAAAGGAGCUCCGGGAUACCCAGGAAGAGACGGUGGACCAGGAUCGCCAGGAAGGCCAGGAAACCCAGGCUCAUCUGGACAGCCUGGGAAUCCAGGUACACCAGGCUUGCGAGGAGAGCGUGGGGAUAAUGGGAUACCAGGACCAUCUGGACCAGUCGGUCCAAGGGGAGAAAAGGGUGAACCCGGCAGAGUGACCGGAAACGGAGGAGGCUAUCCUGGCAGAAAGGGCGAGCCGGGUAAUCCAGGUAUUCCUGGUCCACCUGGUCUUCCUGGACUGAGGGGUGAAAGUGGAUUUCCUGGCCAAGGAGGACCACGCGGUCCCAUUGGCCCCCCAGGACCUGCUGGGAGGUCUAUCAAGGGAGAAAAGGGAGAGCCAGGUGAGAGAGGGUCGCAAACCUCGCUGGAUGGAGGUGGUCAGAAGGGAGACCCUGGCCGACCAGGAAGUCCUGGUGAGGCUGGUAGCCCUGGACCCAGAGGACCCCCUGGCCCAACAGGACAGAAAGGUGACAAGGGCAACACGGGUGAAGGUUUCGUUGGACCACCAGGCCGUCAAGGAGAACCAGGUGACCGGGGUCCCCGAGGAUCUCAGGGUGAACAGGGAGACAAGGGAGACAGAGGCCAGCCAGGUGAGACUGGUUCCCCAGGACCUCGGGGGGACAGAGGAACACCAGGACCAUCAGGUCUUAAGGGAGAUCGAGGACAACCCGGGCUGCCUGGUGUGCUGGGAUCAGCUGGAUUACCAGGUCUCAAUGGUCCCAAAGGUGAAAAGGGAAAUGAGGGGAGACAGGGAGAACCAGGUCGGUCUAUCACUGGCCCCUCGGGAAGUAAAGGUGACCAGGGUGAACGAGGACCCCCAGGAAUCUCAGGCGAGAAGGGAACAAAGGGAGACCCAGCAGAGAAGGGCAAUAAGGGCGAACCCGGGUACGGUAUCCCAGGGCAACCAGGGCCCAAAGGCGAUCCAGGUGACAGAGGGAAUAUUGGGCUCUCUGGGAGACCAGGAGAAAAGGGGGAUCGGGGAACAAGUGGAGAGAAAGGAGAGCCUGGCAAAACAGGGCCACCUGGACUGAAUGGAUUCCGAGGGAAAGAGGGUGAAAAGGGGAUCAAGGGAGAUGAAGGGACGCCGGGAGAGACUGGAUUACCAGGCCGGACUGGAGAGAGAGGACUUCGAGGUUUCCCUGGAACUGACGGCAGACCUGGUACAAAGGGCGAUGCUGGUGAAACAGGCCAAUCGGGGAGAGAUGGAUUAAGGGGUCCUGCAGGUCCCAAAGGAGAACAAGGCGAUAAAGGAGCACUCGGACCUCCAGGACCUCCAGGGCCUCCAGGAAAACUGAUUGAUCUGGAAGAUAGGAUGCCAGGCGUUAAAGGAGAGAAGGGUGAUCCCGGCAAGCCUGGUGAAUCUGGAUUGAGGGGUCUACGAGGAGAGACUGGUCUCCCAGGUCCAGCUGGUGGUCGAGGUUUGGAAGGUCAAAGAGGUCCCCCAGGGCCACAGGGAGACCAAGGUCCAAGAGGAUUCCCUGGAGAAAAGGGUGACCGAGGGCCCCCUGGGCUGGAUGGCAGGAAUGGAGUAGAUGGGAAGAAUGGUCCACCUGGGCCCCCUGGGUUGAGGGGUGAGCAGGGGAAACAAGGAGAACCCGGCAGAGAUGGUUUGCCUGGCCUGAGAGGAGAGCAAGGACCCCCAGGAGCAGCAGGUCCCCCAGGCCUUUCAGGGAUUCCAGGAAAACCAGGGGAUGAUGGGAAACCAGGACAUCCUGGAAAGAACGGAGAAGACGGGAUUCCAGGAGAGAAUGGAAAGAAAGGUGAAAAAGGUGACCCAGGAAACCCUGCGAGAGACGGACGAGAUGGUGCUAAAGGUGAACGUGGAGACACUGGGCUGCCGGGACUUAUCGGCGCACCUGGGCUCCCAGGUGUGACUGGACUUCCAGGACCCCCUGGGCAGGUCGUAUUUUUCAAAGGGCUUGAAACAUUUGCUUCAAAACCAGGACCACAAGGGCCAUCAGGAACUCCGGGAAUACCGGGUAUCCCAGGAGCUUCAGGUUCACGUGGAGAGAAAGGAGACGUAGGUGCUAAAGGUCAGAAAGGUGAAAAUGGUUUGGAUGGGCAGCCUGGAACACCAGGGACAUCUGCUAAUGUGGAAGAUGCCCUAUCAAAAUUUGGUCUUAGGAUUUCGAUCCUGCAGGAUGUGGUGAAGAAGUGUGACCAUCUCCAAAUUCCCUCAGCUUCAGAGAAGGGGGACAAGGGGGAGAAAGGAGAUCAGGGUGAAAGAGGCCAAUCGGGGACUCAGGGAAACCAAGGGUCUCCUGGUGAAAGAGGAUUUAAAGGGGACAAAGGAAGUCAAGGUUUUCCGGGGCCUCAGGGACCACCAGGCCUUGCAGUGUCAGAACGAGGCCCUGAAGGUCCUCCAGGUAAACCUGGUGAACCAGGAAGACCGGGUAUCCCAGGACUACCAGGCCGGGCUGGAGAAAAAGGAGAGACUGCACGUCCUGGAGAAAGGGGUGACAAAGGGACAAAAGGUGACCAAGGAGACCCUGGGCGAGAUGGUCCACAAGGCCCAAGAGGUCUUCCAGGUCCUGCGGCCAAAAUGCCAGAAAUAAGCGUUGGUGAUCCUGGGGUAAGAGGACUUCCAGGGCCACAAGGAACGAAGGGGGAUAGUGGACCAGCAGGACCAGUUGGACCUAAAGGAGAUAAGGGAGACGUUGGAACAAAGGGAGACCGAGGUGAAAGAGGUGAAGUGGGCGAGAAAGGCAGGGAUGGCUCGCCGGGGAACCCAGGGGAACCAGGCUCACCAGGACUAGAAGGAAAGCCAGGAUUACCAGGCUUCCCUGGAGUACUAGGUCGGCCGGGUAACCCAGGAGAAUCUGGCCCACAAGGCCCUCAGGGUCCACAGGGUCCCCCCGGUCCACCUGGAGUGAAGGGUAACCAAGGCGAUCAAGGCUUGAGCAUUCAAGGCCCAGCUGGUCCUCCUGGUAACAUGGGACUUCCAGGGAAUUCAGGUGCUCCUGGAGCUGUGGGUCCUCCGGGAGCCCCUGGGUUACCAGGACAAGUGGGAGAACCUGGGAAACCAGGAGUGCCGGGGAGAGAUGGAAUUCCAGGACAAGACGGAGAUAAGGGAUUUCCUGGGGAAAAGGGAACUCCAGGAAUUCCGGGUGCUUUUGGGCCCAAGGGGGCAACAGGACCCCCUGGAGAGUCAAUUGUUGGAAUUCCUGGAGCAAAGGGAGAAAAGGGAACGCCUGGAUUGGUGAUGUCUGGAGUCAUGGGACAAAGAGGCCUGAAGGGAGAUGCAGGUAUGAAAGGAGACAAAGGUGCAGCAGGUGCGAAAGGAGAGAAGGGUGAACUGGGUGAACCUGGAGAGCCAGGACAAGAUGGUUUUAAAGGGUUGACUGGAGAGAAAGGAAAUAAGGGUCAUGCAGGUGUUGGAUUACCAGGUCUAGCAGGACAACCUGGGCCUCCAGGACUUAAGGGUGACCCCGGUUUCCCAGGACCACCUGGCCCUCCAGGUCAGCAAGGGCCCAUCGGCAACUCAGGACAGCCAGGCCUAAGAGGGGAAGUUGGACUACCUGGGCCACAGGGACCAGCAGCAGAGAGGGGCUCUCCUGGAUUCCCAGGGAGAGAUGGAGCCACCGGUACACCAGGCCCCCCCGGAGUUCCAGGAUUACAGGGUUUGCCAGGACCAGCUGGGUUACAAGGUGUCAAGGGUGAAACUGGGGCAGGAGUGCCUGGACCAAGGGGAGAAAGAGGAGAUCCAGGAUCCAGGGGUGAAGAUGGAAGACCAGGCUUGCCAGGAGAACGAGGACUAGCAGGACCUCCCGGUAGUCGUGGAGAAACUGGACUCAAAGGUGAUACUGGACUAGUUGGACAGAAAGGAGAGAAGGGUGAAGCAACGCCUCUCCUGGGAGCCCCUGGAAUCAAAGGAAUCAAAGGAGAGUUUGGGGAGCGUGGCCAGAAAGGAAAUGAAGGACCUAAAGGAGUGAAAGGGGAAGAAGGACCACGGGGGGAGAAGGGACCCAAAGGUGAACAAGGAGACAAAGGCUCGAUGGGCUUCCCAGGAGCCAGAGGCCCUGGUGGACAGAAGGGUGAGGCAGGUGAUUCGGGACAACCAGGGAAACCGGGAAUACCAGGAAAGGAUGGCAUCGAUGGAGUGAAAGGAAACCAUGGCGAGAGGGGAGAAGUGGGGCCUAAAGGUUUCAAAGGUGACAAAGGGGUGAAAGGCACCUGUGGUGUUGAUGGACAGAAAGGAAGCAAGGGUGACCCUGGCAUUCCUGGGAGACUCGGAUUCCCUGGCAAAAAGGGAGAACAGGGUGAACCUGGUGUUGCUGGUCCCCCAGGUCUCUCUGGGAAAGAAGGGCUCAUUGGACCCAAGGGUGACCGAGGGUUCACUGGACUCCAGGGACAAAAAGGAGAACGAGGAGAGAAAGGAGAGCGGGGCAUUCCUGGUGUUGCUGGUCCCCCUGGCCUGCGAGGACUCGAUGGGGUGACAGGUCUACCUGGACCUCUGGGCUCAGCAGGUCCCAGGGGACCUGAAGGGAUUCAGGGUCAAAAGGGUGAAAGAGGACCUCCCGGUGAGAGCGUCCCGGGUCCAAGAGGAAUUCCAGGAGUCCCUGGGGAGAGAGGAGAUCCAGGUGAGAUGGGCCCUGACGGUCCAAAAGGAGACCAGGGAAAUCCAGGAAUGACGGAGGACCAAAUCCGUGCAUAUGUGCGGCAAGAGAUGAGCGAACACUGCGCAUGCGGAGGUUUCUCGUCACACUCACCAUCUUAUUCCCGCCAAAUCCCUGUUUUAAAGAUCUCACAUGAGGAGGACUAUGAUGGUGCCAAUGGGAAGGAACUGAGAGUGGUGGUAAAUGGCAAUGACCCAGACUACGAGCAUUUCUAUACAGUGGAAAGCUACAAUGAACCAACAGAAGAUGACAGACUGGAACAGUUCCAAAGCACGGAGAUGAUGCGCGAUAAAGUAGACUCCACAGCUGCACCACAACAGGAAAGGUAUAGAAGAGAAGCCUCCGCACAAGACCCCUGUCUGUUACCCCUGGAUGAAGGAACCUGCUCCAGGUACACACUGCGUUGGUACUACCACAGGAAGACUGACAAGUGCCGACCCUUCAUCUACAGCGGCUGUAAUGGUAACACAAACCGCUUCCAGACACAGGAGGAUUGUGAACAGAGGUGCAAGAGCAACAAAGAACCGAGUCAGGAAGGAACAAGCUGAAUAAAACAGCAAGAAAAGUCAAGAAGAUGUAAAUUUUAAUCUUAAGGGCUGGGCAAGGACAAGGGAGGUGGGCAGGCAGGGUGGUUUUUUUAAAAAAAAGAUGG
Carcharodon carcharias (great white shark) is the source of this 6878-nucleotide messenger RNA. It is a transcript of the gene col7a1, whose product is annotated as collagen, type VII, alpha 1. The coding region runs from base 1 to 6774 and encodes 2257 amino acids. The transcript has 103 exons. The record is from RefSeq and is a predicted model, not a curated record. Gene Ontology annotation, cellular component: collagen type IX trimer. Gene Ontology annotation, molecular function: protein binding; serine-type endopeptidase inhibitor activity. NCBI's taxonomy places the organism in Eukaryota, Metazoa, Chordata, Chondrichthyes, Lamniformes, Lamnidae.